Messenger RNA from Euleptes europaea (tarantolino), 883 nucleotides. RefSeq names its product steroidogenic acute regulatory protein (gene STAR). The transcript is spliced from 7 exons. The record is from RefSeq and is a predicted model, not a curated record. Lineage: Eukaryota; Metazoa; Chordata; Lepidosauria; Squamata; Sphaerodactylidae. The coding region runs from base 17 to 868 and encodes 283 amino acids. Gene Ontology annotation, molecular function: cholesterol binding; cholesterol transfer activity. Gene Ontology annotation, biological process: steroid biosynthetic process; intracellular cholesterol transport; regulation of steroid biosynthetic process. Gene Ontology annotation, cellular component: mitochondrion; mitochondrial intermembrane space.
ACAACAGUGGACGAUAAUGUUGCCAGCAACCUUCAAGCUGUGUGCGGGCAUCUCCUACAGACACCUGCACAACAUGACAGGUUUGAAGAGACAGGCUGCUGUUGCAAUCACCCAGGAGCUGAAUAAAUAUACAUUUGCCAGGCCAGGCCCCAGUAAGUGGAUCAACCAAGUUCGCAGAAGGAGCUCUCUGCUAAGCUCUAGACUGGAGGAGAAGACCUUUGGUGAAGCAGAGAUGUCCUACAUCAAACAGGGAGAGGAGGCCCUUCAGAAAUCGCUUAAAAUUCUCAGCAACCAGGGUGGCUGGAAAACAGAGACCGUGGUGGACAACGGCGACAAAGUUCUCAGCAAAGUACUCCCAGAUGUAGGGAAAGUAUUUCGGCUGGAGGUGGUGGUCGAUCAACCCAUGGAUUGCAUCUACAGCGAGCUGGUGGAGAAGAUGGAGCAGAUGGGCAACUGGAACCCGAAUGUCAAAGAAAUCAAGAUACUUCAGAAAAUUGGCAAAGACACGGUGAUCACCCAUGAAACUGCCGCCACCACCCCCGGCAAUAUAGUCGGGCCACGAGACUUUGUGAGCGUCCGCUGCUCUAAGAGGCGGGGUUCAACAUGUGUGCUGGCCGGCAUGGCCACAGCCUACACAGGAAUGCCUGAACAAAAAGGGGUCAUCAGAGCUGAGAACGGACCCACGUGUAUGGUUCUUCGGCCACUCACAGGCAAUCCCUCCCAGACCAAGCUGACCUGGCUUCUGAGCAUUGAUUUAAAGGGAUGGCUGCCGAAGACACUCAUCAACCAGGUCCUCUCCCAAACCCAAGUGGAAUUUGCUAACCACCUGCGCAACCGUCUAAGCCACACUCCUGCCGUAUCCUGCUGAAACAAGACCACCUCC